This is a messenger RNA of Oppiella nova, 1047 nucleotides long. Lineage: Eukaryota; Metazoa; Arthropoda; Arachnida; Sarcoptiformes; Oppiidae. The record is from the annotation of a GenBank genome assembly.
AUGCAGCAACGCCGCAUUCAGAAACAACAUAAAACACGUCAAGAAGAAAUCGACACUUCCAAUGACCUUGAAGGUCUUGUUGUUCAGCAUUAUGGACGACAACUCGAAGUACAAGCCCUUUCUGUUCCUACUCAACAUCCGCAAAAACCCAUCGUCAAUGAAGGUGAUCCAGAGCCCUUUUGGAAACCGAUUGAAUUAGGCAGUGUCUGGCGCUGUCAUACACGAACCAAUUUAGAGCUGUUAGUGACAGGCGAUAAAGUUCAGUGGCAAGCAGAUCCAAAUACAGGUUUAGGUAUCAUCACUGCCAUUCACCCAAGGACCUCGUUGUUAACGCGUCCCGAUCGUUAUCAUAAAGUUAAACCUGUCGCAGCCAAUAUCAGUUUAAUCGUCAUUGUCUUUGCAACACUGCCUGAGCCAGCACCCACGCUGAUUGAUCGCUAUUUGGUGGCAUGUGCAGAUGCGGAUAUUCCAGUCCUUUUGGUGUUAAACAAAUCAGAUUUACUCAAAGAAAAUGAUCCUAUUUUAGAUCUCAUUAAAGAAUAUCAAGACUUGGGCUAUGAAGUACUGAUCACUCAGUCUGAAGGUGAUAUUAGCGAAUUAAAGCAACGACUCGACAACGAAACUGUUGCUUUCGUUGGGCAAUCAGGUGUCGGCAAAAGUACCUUGAUUAAUGUCAUCGUUCCUGAUGCAGAACAAAAGACCAAUAUUAUUUCUGAAAACUCAGCACUCGGACAACAUACAACCACCUCUACCCGUUUGAUUCGUUUUGGUGAAAAUGGUGCUUUGAUCGACUCGCCCGGCAUCCGGGUACUGGCGAUCUUGUUCUUUAUUUUUGAAGGACAACGCAGUGGUCGUAAGAUUUCACCACAAUCACUUGGUAUUUUAGUGAAGGCUAAAAAUGCGAUGUUGAUUGAUUUACGCGAUGCUAAAGAUUUCCGUGAAGGUCAUGUCAAGUUGCAGGAAGUGCUUUACAACAAGUCGGCCAUGCAGACAGCUAUCGUCUUGAUGGUGGUAUCAGUAACUGGAAAGCCCAAGGCUUGCCAUUAG